Molecule: messenger RNA, 1629 nt
Organism: Cherax quadricarinatus
Lineage: Eukaryota; Metazoa; Arthropoda; Malacostraca; Decapoda; Parastacidae
Source: RefSeq, a predicted model, not a curated record
AUGGUAUUACUCAUGAACCCAGAUGGUGGCACUCAUGAUCACAGAUGGUUCUGUGGCGCUGGUGGCUGGGGGGGGCUGCACUCCGCGGGGGGCUGCCAUGCUAAGCGUAAGGACGCCGCCCGCCUGGCGUCGGCCGACGACGCUGGUAAUCCCGACGUCGUACCGAAUAUCGGAUCAUCCUUCUCUGCUAAAAGGACGUCUUCACCCCAGCGCUUCUGGCAUAAAGAGAAGACCUUUGAUCAGUCUUCUGGCGGAGCAGCAGCAGUGGCAGCAGCAGGAGCAGGGGCAUCAGAGCAGACUGGUAACACCGUGGUGGAUUUAAAUGGUGUUCAGUCUACUUCAUCGUCUAGUGCCAUCGGUGAGAAGUCUGCAGGUGUUGGUGAAAGGAGAAGUUCAGCAGGAUGCCCCGGGGAGGUAAAACUCCCCGGGGCGGGAUCCAGGGGCACCACAAGCCCCACGGGAAGCCAGCAGUCCACAGGGUGUCUAUCUGAUUCGAGUCCCACUGGCAGUCAGAGAACUACUGGCUGUGUGGGCAGCUCAAGUCCCUCCGGAAGCCAAAGGACUACUGGUUGUGUUGGUAGUUCCAGUCCUUCAGGGAGCCAAAGGACUUCAGGUUGUGUGGGCAGCUCAAGUCCUUCAGGAAGCCAAAGGACUACUGGUUGUGCCGAAAGCUCUAGCCCCGCGGGAAGUCCAAGAACUCCGGGCUAUAUAGGAGAAGGUAGCCCUUCUGCAGGGAUUUCCAGGCUAACUGGGUUUCGAGGCUCGACAGGUGGGAAGGUAGGGACGGAAGUCGCCCUCCGGAGCAGAGGCAGCCCACCCAUUCUCAGACCCACGGCUGGUGUCGUCUUCAGGAGCGCUCCAGGCGGCAGCGGUGGGACCAACCAGCGACCUCUCAGCACCGUGGGAGACAUUGUUGUCAAUCCUCUCCGUCAGGUACAGUACUUUAUUAUUGUUCAAAAAUGAAAGGGUUUUGAUGUAAGUGAUUUAAGCUACCUUCUCAUACCUUUCAUUAUACCUAAUGUGUCCCAUGGCUCGGUUGGUAGCGCACUCAAUUCAUACACUGCGUGUCUGGGGUUCGAUACCCGGUACGAGUGAAAACACUGGGCAUGUUUCCUUACACACGCUUCCCCCUGUUCGCCUAGCAGUGUUAAUCGACUGGUGUGGGUCGCAUCCUGAGGUAGGAUAACAGCUCUUAGCCUGUAAAACUGAUUUCUGUAAAAAAUUAAUCUCUCUCCCAUCCAAUUCCCCAGGUGCUGUUUUAGUAUUGUGAUAAUUUGGUUUAGUUAGUAGCGACCCCUCAGGGCCACAGCCAGUCAAGGUUUGCCAGUGUGAGCAACACCAGGUAUUCAUGAGACAAGUGUUGUGUCUAUGUCUGCUUAUUAUUGCUAACAGGGACGACGUAUUAUUUCCUCUGACGUCAUCUUUCGCCAUGUUUCGCACAGAGACCUUAUUCACUUGCACCUUUCCUCAUUUCUUCCUUGUACAGUGUCCUGCACAUGUAAUUCUCCUAAAGACAUCGUUUAAAGUUACAUUUCCGAAUUGCAGGUUAGGUGAACAUUGUUUCAGUUACGGUAUCUGGUAUCCCCGGAAAGGGAUACUUCUCCUGGCUGUCGGAAUUGCUUUUGUUUU